Dendronephthya gigantea is the source of this 891-nucleotide messenger RNA. RefSeq lists its product as uncharacterized. The transcript has 2 exons. Bases 13 to 891 code for a protein of 292 amino acids. Gene Ontology annotation, cellular component: transcription regulator complex; nucleus. Gene Ontology annotation, biological process: regulation of transcription by RNA polymerase II. The record is from RefSeq and is a predicted model, not a curated record. NCBI's taxonomy places the organism in Eukaryota, Metazoa, Cnidaria, Anthozoa, Malacalcyonacea, Nephtheidae.
CUGGAGUUUAUCAUGGACAAUCCUGUGCUGUGGAAUGUGAAGAUGACAGAUUAUAGGCGGAAAGACAAGAAAGAGAAGAUCUGGGAAGAGCAAGCACAUCAGAUGAACAAGACUGUUGAUAUCCUCAAGGGCUGGUUCAGAUCGUUGCGCGACACCCAUACGCGCCUUGACAAGAAGAAAAGCGGGGAUAGUGCUCCAAACCUGACUGAGAGAGAACAGUGGAUCCUCUCAAAGUUUGCCUUCCUGAAGACUGUCACUCGCCACCGACCGGAGCCCAUGCAGAGUGUGAAGGAAACCAUCCAGCUUCACAGAGGAGAUCUUAAUGCUGCCGAGAGCGCCUGCGCUGAUAUGCAGGAUGUCUUAGAUGAAGUCACUCCAAUACCAUCAUCUACCGCUGGAAGGUCCCACAAGCGACCUCAGGACACAGAGAGUGACGUCCUUGAGACUCUACAGAAGAGAGUUGCUGAGUCUGGCACCAUCCUCAAAGACAUCUACAAAGCCAAACAACAGCCCAUUACAGCACGAAGUGUCUUUGCAAAUUAUGUUAAAGAGAGCCUUUUGACUAUGUCCAAGUCCAAGUACAAGAAGGCAAGGUCCUCCAUUAAUAGGUUAUUGUCUGAACUCAUGGAUGAGGACAGCGAUGAUGAAUUUCCAAGUGCAAUGGCGGCUCCAUCUAUCAAAGUUAACCAACAAGGGAUCCCUUCUCAACCACCUCAUGAUUUGCACCCCACUACAAGUAUUCCCUUCUGUUUAUUUAGAGCAUCAGCACCAUCCUUCUCUGAGCAUUAUCAGAAACCCAGCAACAUGCCUAUAAACAUGCCUCUGCCACCGUUGGUGAGAGGCUCUCAGCCCAUGGAGUACAUGCAGCAGUCUCACCAGCGGUUAUUUUAG